Morus notabilis is the source of this 4140-nucleotide messenger RNA. RefSeq names its product RNA polymerase II C-terminal domain phosphatase-like 1. Gene Ontology annotation, molecular function: RNA polymerase II CTD heptapeptide repeat phosphatase activity. Lineage: Eukaryota; Viridiplantae; Streptophyta; Magnoliopsida; Rosales; Moraceae. The transcript has 17 exons. The coding region runs from base 530 to 3424 and encodes 964 amino acids. The record is from RefSeq and is a predicted model, not a curated record.
UUGACCUUUCGCUAUCUGGAUCUAGGGUUUCUCUUCUUGGCGACUUGGUUCGUGUUUUUCAUCAUCAUCACCAUCAAUAACCAAACCCUAACUCCACAAUCACUGACAGACAAUCAAAACUAAACACAGAUUCCCGAUUUCGUUUACCGGAAUUUGAUUGAUCGCUCAAAGAGAGCUUUUUUUUUUUUGAUCAUCAUCAUCGACAACAACCAGGGAUCUAAAAGUUUCCAGAAGAAGAGGAAAAUACAAAACCCUAAUUUUCUUUUUUUUCUUUCUUUUCACUUUCACGGAUCAGUGAUUUAAAACCGAAAAUUGGACCAAAUUUAAAGCAAUCCUUGAAGUAGAAGAAGAAGACGGUGAUGAUGAUGAUGAUUUUUCUGUAAUCGAAACUCAUGAGCUUUUCUUUCUUUUUUGAUUUUUUUUAACCGAUUUAGUAUCUGGAACUUGACGAGAACUCGGAUUUGAUGAAGGAGGUGGUGUUUGGCUGGUGAGAAAAGAAAAAAGAAAAAGAAAAAGAAAAACAAAGAAAAUGUAUAAAUCGGUGGUGUAUAAAGGAAAGGAGUUACUUGGGGAGGUAGAGAUAUAUCCGGGAGAGAACAACAUCGACCACAGGAUUAUCGAUGACUUGAAGGAAAUCAGAAUAAGCCAUUUUUCGCCACCGAGUGAGAGAUGUCCGCCAUUGGCAGUGCUUCAUACGAUUACUUCUUCCUUUGGUGUUUGCUUCAAAAUGGAGUCAAAGACCUCGCACUCACAGGAUUCGCCGCUCUUUCUUUUGCACUCCUCUUGUGUCAUGGAGAACAAGACUGCUGUAAUGUCACUUGGAGCUGGAGAGGAACUCCAUUUGGUUGCCAUGUAUUCUAGGAACAGUGACAAACAGUAUCCAUGUUUCUGGGGAUUUAAUGUUGCGUCAGGGCUUUACAAUUCCUGUCUUGGCAUGCUGAACCUUAGAUGUCUCAGUAUUGUAUUUGAUCUUGAUGAAACACUCAUAGUUGCUAACACAAUGCGCUCAUUUGAGGACAGAAUUGAGGCUCUGCAGCGGAAAAUAAGCAGUGAGUCGGACCCCCAACGCAUGUCUGGUAUGCUGGCAGAAGUAAAGCGCUAUCAAGAUGACAAGAGCAUAUUGAAGCAAUAUGUUGAAAAUGACCAGGUUGUUGAUAAUGGGAGAGUUAUAAAAGUUCAAUCUGAGGUUGUUCCUGCUUUGUCUGACAACCAUCAACCUAUUGUCCGUCCGCUUAUAAGGUUACAUGAGAAAAACAUCAUUCUGACUCGUAUUAACCCGCAGAUUCGCGAUACAAGUGUUCUCGUGAGGCUGAGACCUGCAUGGGAGGAUCUCAGGAGUUAUUUGACUGCAAGAGGGCGUAAGCGCUUUGAGGUCUAUGUUUGCACGAUGGCUGAAAGGGAUUAUGCUUUAGAAAUGUGGAGGCUUCUUGAUCCACAUUCAAAUUUGAUAAACUCAAAAGCAUUACUGGAACGUAUAGUGUGCGUUAAAUCUGGUUUAAGGAAGUCAUUGUUCAAUGUGUUUCAAGAUGGUUUGUGCCAUCCGAAGAUGGCAUUGGUGAUUGAUGAUCGCUUGAAAGUGUGGGAUGAAAAGGAUCAACCUAGGGUGCAUGUUGUUCCUGCUUUUGCCCCAUACUAUGCUCCUCAAGCUGAAGCAAACAAUGCUGUUCCUGUCUUAUGUGUUGCGAGAAAUGUUGCUUGCAAUGUCAGAGGUGGUUUUUUCAAAGAAUUUGAUGACGGUCUUCUACAAAAGAUUCCUGAAGUUUCUUAUGAAGACGAUAUUAAACAUAUCCCCUCCCCUCCAGACGUGAGCAAUUAUCUAGCCUCUGAGGAUGAUGGAUCUGCUUCAAAUGGAAACAGAGAUCUACCUGCUUUUGAUGGCAUGGCAGAUGCCGAGGUUGAAAGGAGAUUGAAGGAAGCAAUAUCAGCUGCUUCAUCAGCCAUUAACCCUGAUCCUAGACUUUCUCCUCUUCAGUAUACAGUGCCAUCUUCUUCUGGCAGUGUUCCACCGCCAACAACUCAAGUAUCAAUGAUGCCUUUCCCAAAUAUACAGUUCCCUCAGGUAGCUUCAGUAGUUAAACCAUAUAUUGGCUCCGUGGAAUCAAGCUUGCAAAGUUCUCCUGCUAGAGAAGAAGGUGAGGUACCAGAAUCAGAAUUAGAUCCUGAUACAAGGCGGAGGCUUUUAAUUUUGCAACAUGGGCAAGAUACUAGAGAGCAUACACCAACGGAACCUCCAUUUCCUGCAAGACCUCCAAUGCAAGUACCUCUUCCACAGGUACAAUCCCGUGGAGGUUGGUUUCCAGCAGCGGAAGAGAUGAGCCCCCCAAGGCAACCAAGCAGAGUAGCAGCGAAAGAAUUUCCUCUAAAUUCAGAACCAAUGCAUAUUGAAAAGCAUCAACCUCAUCAUCCAUCUUUUUUCCCUAAGGUGGAGAGCUCAAUUCCAUCUGAUAGAAUAAUUCACGAAAAUCAAAGAUUACCAAAAGAGGCCUUACCUAGAGAUGAUCGGUUUAGAUCAAAUUAUUCCUUACCUGGUUAUAAUUCCUCGCCAGCAAUUUCCUACGGGGAUAUGCGUUUUCUAGGUGAGGAGAUUUCCUUGAGUCGAUCAUUUUCGAGCAAUAGGGAACUCGACUUUGAUUCUGGCCCAGCAGUAUCAAAUGCGGAAACUCCAGCUGGAGUUCUACAGGAAAUUGGAAUGAAGUGUGGAACCAAGGUGGAGUUCAGACCGGCUUUGGUUGCGUGCGCUGAACUACAGUUUUCUGUUGAGGCUUGGUUUGCUGGAGAAAAAAUUGGUGAAGGAAUUGGUAGAACAAGAAGGGAAGCUCAACUCCAGGCUGCUGAAAUCUCUCUAAAAAAUUUGGCUGAUAUGUAUUUAUCACGGGUUAAGCCAGAUUCUGGUUCUUUGGUUGUUGACAUGACUAAGUUUCCUGAUGCAAAUGACAAUGGCUUUGUCAGUAAUGUGAAUUCAUUUGGGAGCCAUUCAUUUCCCAAAGAGGAGUCCCUGUCGUAUUCAACUGCGUCAGAGCCAUCUAGGCUUUUUGGCGCUAGAUUGGAAGGCUCUAAGAAAUCUAUGAGUUCAGUCUCUGCACUUAAAGAAUACUGUAUGACGGAGGGUCUUGGUUUAGCUUUUCAUCCUCAACCUCUACCUUCUAAUGGUCCGAUUCAAAAAGAUGAAGUGUAUGCACAGGUAGAAAUAGAUGGCCAGGUUUUAGGAAAAGGGAUUGGGAUGACGUGGGAUGAGGCUAAGUUGCAGGCUGCUGAAAAGGCUCUCGGAAGUUUAAGAUCAAUGUAUGGUCAGAGACGUCAGGGUUCUCCAAGGUCAAUGCAAGGAUUCUCAAAUAAGCGUCUGAAGCAGCAGGAGUUUCCACGAGUUCUACAGCGCGUUCCCUCGUCUGCUAGAUACCCUAAAAAUGCUCCUCCCGUUCCUUGAAAGGCCACGAGCACAUUUUUCAUCGCAGAUUUUUUGUACGGCUAUUGUUUGGACAUUCGUGAAGUACAUUAUUUAUAGAGGCGGACAAUAGCCAUGGAUUACCAAAUCCGCCAAAGGAGACCAUAAUUCACGGAGUCUUCACUCCAUAGCCGGUGGACCAGAUUGUUUUCAGGCCUUAUUUCGAAUCCUUCCAAAAGUCGGAUUGGUUUCCAUUCACUGUUGUAGAAGCCGCAUUGCCUGAUUAUGGUAGGCAGUUCGCUCAAUCUAUACUUGUUCUUCUGUGAGUGGUAAUAAUUGGUGCCAGAGGUCCUUGGAAGAUCUUGUUCGGGUCGGGUUUGUUUCCGGUGUUUGAUAUUUAUCAGCAUGGAGCCGAAGGGAAUCUGGAGUUGAGGGCUGCUUCUGGCAAUGCUCGAGGAUUCACAGUGCUAACAAACCUUAAACAACAACCAUUGACAAGUUAAUUGUAAACGCAACUAACCUUUUCUCCACGUCCCUACUUAACCUCUCUGAAGAUUCAAAAAGUUUUUCGAUUGUGUUCAUAUCAGAGUCCCCAGAUUGGCGGGUUAUGUAAGCUGAGCCCUUGUAAUACGUUAUGUUUUUCAUUUAUCAUCCAAGAUUGGAAUUCUUUUUUCACUAUAUACUGUCACCAAAUGUUAUUUAACGACCAUAAAGAGAUAUUCUCAUUCAAACUCUAAGGAAGGAUCUUCAUAGUUAGC